AACAGAAGGGACCGUUAAAAGACCUGUAUUUCCAUAUUAACUGCUAUCUCUACUCUCUUUCCCUUUUCUUUUGCAGAAGAAAAGAGUUAAUUAUUUUUUUUAAAAAAAUUAUUCCUAUAAUUUGUCCUUCUCUUCGAUGAGUUGUGGAAGUGGAACAAUCCUCGGUCUCUCAAGUAUUGCUACUACCCGACUUCCUAACUUCAAAUUCUGUACUCGAGUACUAUGCCCAUUUUCUCGCUUCUCCCUGUUUGCUGGGAAUCAUCAGCUUAGCACAACCAGACAGCGUCGUUUUUCUCCAAAUGCUACCUCCCUUGAGCUGCCUCUUCUUCCUUUUAACAUGGGCGAGGUUCUGGUUCCAUCAGAGAGCAAGACUCUGCAUUUAUAUGAAGCUAGAUAUCUAGCUCUGCUGGAAGAGUCUUUGUUGAGAAAGAAGAACCUUUUUGUGCAUUUUGUGUUGGACCUUAUUAGCAGCUCAGGAACUGAAGCAUCUUUUGCAGCCAGAUAUGGCUGUUUGGUUAUCAUAGAAAAUGUAAGGCUCUUUGAAAUUUUAAAAACUUUUCGUGCAUUUGGUGUUGGACCUUUAUUAGCAGCUCAAGGAAACUGA
This is a messenger RNA of Jatropha curcas, 604 nucleotides long. Lineage: Eukaryota; Viridiplantae; Streptophyta; Magnoliopsida; Malpighiales; Euphorbiaceae. The record is from RefSeq and is a predicted model, not a curated record.